GCUGACAGGGUAACUAUUUUCUCUCUCGAUCCCAAAUCUCUCGCUCCACUGUACAACCUCACGCCCCACCAACCCCAACUUUUACGCGCCAGAAAUGGCCGCCCAACCGACACUCCCAGUCUCUAACUCUCAACCCAACGCUCAGUCCCAACCACCGAUCGCCACCCCAGCCUUCCGCGCGUUCAUUUCACGCUUGUCCUCCUUCAUCCGUCACGGCUUCUCUCAACGUCGGCCAUGGUACGAACUUGUAGACCGAAGCGCCAUGGCCCGGCCCGAUUCCCUCUCCGAAGCCUACUCUCGGAUACGGAAAAACCUCUCCUACUUCAAAGUCAACUACGUUACCCUACUCGUUCUCGUACUCGCUUUCUCUCUCUUAUCACAUCCUUUCUCUCUCCUCGUCCUUCUUUGCCUCUUCGGCGCAUGGAUGUUCCUCUACCUUUUCAGACCGUCGGAUCAGCCUCUGGUCAUCUUCGGUCGUACGUUCUCUGAACGCGAAACGCUUGGAGUGUUGGUUUUGUUGACGAUUGUCGUCGUGUUCUUGACGACGGUUGGAUCUUUGUUGAUCUCGGCGUUGAUGAUCGGAGCUGCGAUUGUGUGUGCACAUGGAGCUUUUAGGGUCCCUGAGGAUCUGUUCUUGGACGACCAAGAGCCGGUUAACUCUGGAUUCCUAUCCUUCCUCGGCGGCGCCGCCGCCUCAGCUGCCGCCCCUGCCGUCGCCGGACGUGUCUGAAACUGUCGUUCCGGCGUAUCACGACUUCAACGUGUAUGGUUAAUCCAUGAUUUUUUUAGGCAGGAAUCGGGGUAGGAUUUUUGUAACGUUUGGAUGUUUUUGUUUUUCAUUUGUAUGGUUUCAGUUUUGCUAUUGAAAUGCAAGAUAUUAAUUUUAAGGGAAAUGGUUCAAAUGAAAUCAAUCUGAGUCAUUCAAUUUAUGGGGCCUA
Molecule: messenger RNA, 938 nt
Organism: Pistacia vera
Lineage: Eukaryota; Viridiplantae; Streptophyta; Magnoliopsida; Sapindales; Anacardiaceae
Product: PRA1 family protein B1-like
Exons: 1
Coding region: 95-730 (211 amino acids)
Biological process (GO): vesicle-mediated transport
Cellular component (GO): Golgi apparatus; endoplasmic reticulum
Source: RefSeq, a predicted model, not a curated record